Ceratosolen solmsi marchali is the source of this 1380-nucleotide messenger RNA. RefSeq lists its product as uncharacterized. The record is from RefSeq and is a predicted model, not a curated record. The transcript is spliced from 5 exons. The coding region runs from base 1 to 1305 and encodes 434 amino acids. NCBI's taxonomy places the organism in Eukaryota, Metazoa, Arthropoda, Insecta, Hymenoptera, Agaonidae.
AUGGGUUUUCUUUUGCUCUACAAAAUGUUGUCGUUCGCAAAAACGCUGCCGGUGCUUUUCAUCUUGCUGCAGAUGGGUUGGGCCGAGGAGAAAAGGUCAUCGGAGCUCGACUUCAAGUCGUCCCCCUUGGAGAACACGAACUAUCUGCAGCGAAUUCAUAUCUAUAAUGAGGACAACUUCGAGAAGUUCUUCCUCCUCUCGUCGAAUUAUCCAUCGAAGCUGAGCUUUAGGGCGAGUAGUAUCCCGGAUUACAAGUACGAUGCUUUCAUCGAGAGACUCUCCUUCAACAGCAACAGCAGGAAGAUCUGCUCUUUCCCAGUUUUUGGCUACGAUCCUACUACUUAUUACAUCCGAUUGGAGUCCACUAAUAAUGAUUAUGAGAUUUUCCAGGUCAUCAAGACUUAUGACAAUCCAGCCACUAACUUAAUCGAUAUUUAUAUUAUAAAUAUGGCAAACUGCCAAUACACCAAAAACGAGGUCCUUAAGGGAUACGACUACUUUAAUUAUGGUGGCAGUUUUCUCGUCUAUAAUCCCCGGAAUGAGGACUAUUUUGACUUUUUUUCGUUUAAUGGUCAAGAAACGUGCGGCUCCUACAUUUGUAAGCACACUUAUAACUUUGCCAAGCAGUCAUUUGGCAAACCCAUGGCAUUCGGCUUUUCCAACAAUAAUCCUAACACGAAAUUACUGUACAUCGGCUCGUCGUCCGACCAAGGCUAUUUUGCAAUUUCGAAAAAUGGGAAUAAAUACUUCUUAUAUUCACUGACAUCGAAUGGUGAUACUAUAAACACUAUUAAUGAGUCUUACGACAAGAUGCUCAAACUAUUAAGAGUAUCCACUUCUUAUGAGGAUUCAAAUAUUUACAUCUUGCUAAUCGUAAGUCAUUGUCGUUCUAUUAUUUUUGUAGGUACCUUCGGAGCCUGUUACUUCCUCGAAGGCAAGGAGAAGGAAGUAUUCUGUCUACAGUUCGAUAACAAGUUGAAUUAUAAAUUCAAUAAAAGCCUGAACUUAGAUUACGAAACGAAGCAUCUCGCGAUAUACAAUCUGAAUCGGGACGGUCUUCUAUUACUUUCUACCUACUGUGAAAAUAACGAAUAUGAGAAGUGCCAGGAGUUUCGGCUAACCAAGUUUGAUAGUACCGGCGCAUAUAGCGAGUUCUCCAAAUUCAGAGAUGCGACCUGCUUUUCUAAGAAGCACCAGUUUACCUUCUUUGAAGAGGAUGGUAAUAUCUGCUUAUUCUACAUCUGCGACUCGCAGCAGGAGAAGAAUACCAGUUAUGAUUACAUCAUUAGGUCUAGGUGCUUUUAAACCUACGAGCUAAGACGAUUGUUCGGAUGUGCAUUAGAUCGGUUAAAAAAUAAAAUAAGAUACAAUUUGUCAAAA